ACCAAAGUACCCUUGUUGAUACUCGGUUCACUCCCCGAUUCACUCGAGACCCUCGCACUAAAGGGUACCAUCAUAGACCAGCUGCAACCUUCAUUGCUCCCAUCAUCCCUCACAAACCUUAAACUUGACCACCUUCUUAAUCCACCGAAGCCUGGCGAUCUGCCUUCUUCAAUCACAUCACUUAAGUUUGGCAAACACUUCAAUCUUGAGCUUGGCGUGGACGUCCUUCCCCGGUCACUCCAGACACUAACCUUUGGAAAAAAGUUCAACCAGCCACUCAGUCCCGGUGUCCUUCCAAGAUCACUCCAGUCAUUAUACUUUGUCAAAGAUGGCGAGUUCAAUCAACCUCUUGAGCUGGACGUACUUCCACCUCAACUGUCCAAACUAUCGUUGUUGUCCAGACGCAAUCAAGAUUUCAGAGUUCAUUCCUCAUUUUGGCCACCAUCACUUCAAACCUUGGUUGUUGGUAAUCUGUGGAAUUACAGCCCGCACCAUGGACAUCUGCCUCUACCCCCAAGCGUGACAUCAUUGUCCAUUCAACUUGAACUUCCGAUCACAAGUGGAGCAUUUCCAUCAACACUUGUCCACCUGACCAUUGGUAAUGCAUUCAACCAACUAUUGCAAGUCGGAGCGUUGCCAUCAUCACUGGUCAAACUUUCAUUUGGUGAUGCAUUCAACCAACCAUUGCCCACUGGAGUUUUGCCGUCAUCACUCGUCCACCUUUCAUUUGGUGAUUCAUUCAAUCAACCAUUGCCAACUGGAGUGCUGCCCCCAUCCCUUUCUUACCUAAGUCUGGGCCGUGAGUUCAAUCAAGGAUUGAAACAAACUUCAUUGCCUCGAUCUCUUCAAAUACUAUCAGUUAACACACUGAGACAGACCAAGUAUGUCACAUUACCAAAGUCAUUCAAGUCUGACCUUGAGUUGCUGGAGGUCAGGUCAACAUUUGUUUGGACAAACAUGGUCCCCAAGAACAAGAUGAGAUCAAUCAAGUUGUUGCGAAUCAAACAAUUCGAGAAGAGGAGUUCGUGCUCGGACAGUCAAUCAAGUAUAAUCGGACCAAUGCUAGUGUCAUUGCCCAAUGUGCACACGUUUGAUAUCGAGUUCUAUGAACAACCAAGGAAAGGAGAGUUUGAAGGCGAUAUCCUGAAAGUGCAGUAUAGGAUCCAAGUUCGUCGGAUCAACGAACGUCUUGCAAUUGGCUUGUUCAGCUACACUCCCAACAGUUGGCCAAUAAGAUGUCUUCCUAUACAC
Acytostelium subglobosum LB1 is the source of this 1251-nucleotide messenger RNA. RefSeq lists its product as hypothetical. The annotation marks the transcript as partial. The record is from RefSeq and is a predicted model, not a curated record. Lineage: Eukaryota; Evosea; Eumycetozoa; Acytosteliales; Acytosteliaceae. The transcript is spliced from 3 exons.